AUGAGUGGUGAAACAAUCAUUGAGUAUCGGACAACGUGGAAUAAUGAAUUGUUCUUUAAACAUCGAGGUACUUGUCGAUUGGCACGACGUUUGAUUCGCAAAAGUGUUUUGAUUCAUCAAACACGAAUAUAUCGACAAUUACAAUACACGGAAAAUGAUUUAGCGAAAGAGUUACGAAAGGUACUGCGUGAUCGCGAUUUAUUGCAUGAGUAUUGUCAAUCAACUUCAUUAUCGGAUGGUUUACAAAAACGAUUGAAAGUCUUACAAAAUGAAAUUAAUAAUUACAACCGUCAGAUAAAGACUCUUGUCAAACAAGAGAAAAACUAUUGGAAACAAUUGGAACAAACAAUUCUCAAACGAACAAAAUCAAACUGCGCAACUAUUCUUCCACCUCCGAAAGUUAAUAAUGCAACAUUCGUUACACAUAUUGAUAAAAAUAACGAAAAUCUACCACCAGCUGAUUGUAACACUAAUCAAUCCAAUGAGAAAACCCCUGUAAAAGUAGUGAGAAUUCGUAAGAAGAAAAAAGGUACAACUUAG
This is a messenger RNA of Adineta ricciae, 540 nucleotides long. Lineage: Eukaryota; Metazoa; Rotifera; Eurotatoria; Adinetida; Adinetidae. The record is from the annotation of a GenBank genome assembly.